AUGACACUUAAGGAGGAGCUGCGGAGUCGUCAGUUCUGGCGGGCCGCCGCUGCUGAGCUGCUGGGCACGCUGGUGUUUGUGUCGGCAGUGCUGGGUUCCUCCAUACCAGGGCUGGAGGGCGGCGCUGGUGGGCCUCUGUACCCUGCACUGGCAGGGGGCAUGGUGGCCGUGAGCCUGGGACACUGCUUUGGGGAAAUCAGUGGGGCUCAGGUGAACCCUGCGGUGACUCUGGCUUUCCUGGCCACCCGGCGUCUGGACGCUCUGAGGGCGUUGGUGUAUGUGGCGGCCCAGUGCCUUGGAGCCACUCUGGGCACAGGGAUCCUCUACUUGGCCCUCCCUCUGAAUUCCACAGCAGAGAGCUUCGCCAACAAGGUCCCCAUGGAGGUGAAUGCAGGCCAGGCUCUGGGGAUGGAGUUUCUGGUCACCUUCCAGCUGGUCUUUACCAUCUUCUCUGUGGAGGAACAGCGGCGGCGGGAGGGGGCUGAACCAGGGAACCUGGCCAUCGGCUUUUCACUGAGCGCAGGGAUCUUUACAGCAGGUCGUCUCUCUGGGGGCAGUAUGAAUCCUGCCAGAACUCUGGGCCCAGCCAUCAUCACUGGGAUCUGGGAGCACCACUGGGUGUACUGGAUUGGGCCAGUGUUAGGUGCGAUCCUGGCUGCCGUGUCCCAUGAGUUCUUCUUCGCUCCCAGUGCAUCCAGACAGAAGCUGGUGGCAUGUCUGACCUGCAAGGACAUUGAGAUGGUAGAGACGGCCAGCGUCUCCCGCUCCUCGCUCUCCACCAUCACUCAGACGGCCAUGAGGGCCAAGCAGGCCAACAAGUCUGAGCACAGCUGAGGGCAUCAGAGAGAGAGAGACAGAGAGAGACACGUGGAUGGAGAAAGAGAGAGAGACAGAGAGAGAGAGAGAGAG
Messenger RNA from Clupea harengus (Atlantic herring), 909 nucleotides. Its product is annotated as aquaporin-4. NCBI's taxonomy places the organism in Eukaryota, Metazoa, Chordata, Actinopteri, Clupeiformes, Clupeidae. The record is from RefSeq and is a predicted model, not a curated record. Gene Ontology annotation, biological process: water transport; transmembrane transport. Gene Ontology annotation, cellular component: plasma membrane. Gene Ontology annotation, molecular function: water channel activity.